UGACUGAGACGGAGCGCGCGGGCUGGCAGCAGGCUGGAGGAACGGAGCGGAGCGUAGCGCAGCGGAGAGGGGCGUCCUGACAGCAGCGGAGCAGAAGAAGAACCUGUUCACCAACUUCUCACCAGUUUCACUGCUCUUUGCUUUAAGAUUUACUUUCUUUCUUUUUUUCCUUUUCUUUUUCUUUUUUUCUUUUAUUUUUUUUUUAAAGUUUGUGUAUUUUGUUGUGUGGAGCGCACCGGGGGAGGAGACCAUCACUUCAUCCUCACCAUCACCACUGCUCUUGAGGGAGAAGUUUUGCGCUGGCGAUGGCUGGGUCGUACUGCAAGAGUUUGUACCCGUUCACGGGGGAGCAGCACCAACAGGGACUGAGCUUCGAGGCCGGGGAGAUGAUCAAGGUGGUCCAGGCUCUGCCCGGAGGCUGGUGGGAGGGGGAGAAGGAUGGAGCCAGGGGAUGGUUCCCCUCAAGUUACGUCCAGGUCCUGGAGAGAACAGCAUCUUUGAGUCAGCUUCCCGUUGAGGACCUGAAAGAGCCCCUGCCUCCUCACUGGAGAUGCUACAUGUCUCCACAAGGGCGGCGGUAUUACGUUAACACCACAAAUAACGAGACAACAUGGGAGAGGCCGUCCAGCGCGCCAGGGACCCCCAAGAACUCCUUCCGACACAAGAACUCCUUGCCGGCAGUGAAUGGAUUUCACUCAGGUGGCAGUCCCUUGCAUCAUGUGGAGCAUUCGCACAACAGUCUGGUUAGAAAGAGCAGCGCAGAGCCCCAGAGCCCGGGAUCGACGUCGCCCACCAGGAAACAGAGCAAGGAGACCACGGUCACGAUUAACUCUGUGACGUUCCCGUCGCCUGCCUACAUGUCUGAGCAACAGCUGCUGAAACCAAGCGAAUGGAGCUACUGCGACUACUUCUGGACUGAUAAGAAGGAUCCCCAGGGCAACGGCUACAUCACAGGGUUUGAGGUUUUGCUGCAGAAACAGCUGAAGGGGAAACAGAUGCAGAAAGAGAUGGCCGAGUUCGUACGAGAAAGGAUAAAGAUAGAAGAGGAGUACGCCAAGAAUCUCUCCAAGCUCUCCCAGAUCCCUCUAGCAGGCCAUGAAGAAGGCACUCUGGGGGAGGCCUGGGCCCAGCUGAAGAAGAGCCUGGCAGAUGAAGCUGAAGUUCACCUAAAGUUCUCCUCUAAGCUCCAGAGUGAAGUGGAGAAGCCAUUGCUGACAUUCCGGGAGAACUUUAAGAAGGACAUGAAGAGGUUCGACCACCACAUCGCCGACCUGCGGAAGCAGCUGGUUGGGCGCUAUGCAGCUGUGGAGAAGGCCCGUAAAGCUCUGGCUGACAGGCAGAAAGAGCUGGAGUUAAAGACUCAGCAACUGGAGAUCAAACUCAGCAACAAGAUUGAGGAGGACAUCAAGAAGGCCCGCAGGAAAUCCACGCAAGCAGGAGAUGAUCUGAUGCGCUGUGUCGACCUUUAUAACCAGUCCCAGUCCAAAUGGUUUGAGGAGAUCGUCACCACAAGCCUGGAGCUGGAGCGACUGGAGGUGGAGCGGGUGGAGAUGAUCAGGCAGCAUCUUUGCCAGUACACCACCCUUCGGCACGAGACAGACAUGUUCAACCAAAGUACAAUGGAGCCCGUGGACCAGCUCCUGCAGUGCGUUGACCCGAUCAAAGACAGAGAGCUGUGGGUGCGAGACAAUAAGACUGGAGAGAUCCGGCCAGUGAACAUUGAGAUCUGACCUCGUGCUGUCUGACAAGCUCACAUCCUGGCACAGAGACCCAGAGGCUACAAGUCUGAGGACAUGGCUGUGAGACGAACUCUAUGCUGGGAUCAUUGCCCCCUCUCCCCAUACCACACAAUGAUCCUAACAGACUAAUGGACAUAGAGAUCACUUCGUCUUCAAGUCCCAACAGCCACCUGCUGAGGAUGAUGUCAGUAUUCCAGGGAGUUUUUGAGAGAACCCUAAGGGUCGAAGGGAGGUAACUGGUCGUGGGUUUGUGUCAUGGAGGUGGAUGCUCAGCACGAAAAAAUGGGAACUGUGAGUGUGAAUUCCUUAUUAAAGGAUACUCAGGUGAGGCGAAUGUUUAAGAAGCACCAAUAAUGAACAGGGGACAGUGUUGAAUAGCUUUAUGUCACGCAGCAGUGUAAUACUAAUACUUAAGUACUGCGAUGAUUUAACAGGUGCUGCUAAGCAAAAUGCAUUCAGAUUUAAGGGCGUUGCUGUUACUGUGUACCAGAAUGAGGAUAAAGAACUUUAAUACUAAUAUCUACCCUGUGCAGGUGUUGACUGUUUGCUAAGCCCCAUAUCCUUUAGCUACUGUUGCUAUACUUGUCAGGCUUUUCAGUCUUGGGAUAUACUGUAUGUAAUGUAAUUUCCAAUGCAAUAGUGACAUUUUCACCAUUUAAAAUGACAGUGAAUUAAAAUUCAUUGACAACAAGCUUCAUUGUAACACACAACUGGCAUACACGACCACUCUCUGUAAAUAAAGUCUACGUUCAGGUUAGCUACUUUAUUGGUUGUGGUUAGCUGACCUAAUUUAGACUCUAGAUGACUUUUUAGCAUCUCCAAUUGAUUUUAAAAAGGAAAAAAAAAGAAAAGAAAA
Messenger RNA from Mugil cephalus (flathead mullet), 2595 nucleotides. It is a transcript of the gene gas7b, whose product is annotated as growth arrest-specific 7b. Gene Ontology annotation, biological process: actin filament polymerization; neuron projection morphogenesis. Bases 306 to 1730 code for a protein of 474 amino acids. NCBI's taxonomy places the organism in Eukaryota, Metazoa, Chordata, Actinopteri, Mugiliformes, Mugilidae. The transcript is spliced from 14 exons. Gene Ontology annotation, molecular function: actin filament binding. The record is from RefSeq and is a predicted model, not a curated record. Gene Ontology annotation, cellular component: cytoplasm; plasma membrane; actin filament.